UUAUUUUGUGUUAGGCAACAGCGGCUCAGUUUUCCAAAAUUCGCAAGUCAAUGGUGUUUGGAGUGAAGUUGACAAAUAAGUAGAAAUUAUCAACCUUUCAAUAAAUUUUGUAAGGUCAGCUCAUCAAAAACACUGAAGAUGAAUAUAACAUCUGCUGGUGGCAUACUUGCUCUUCUUGAUGAAAAUCAAGCAGAAGUACAUGAUUUUGCUUUGAAGAAGCUUAAUAGUAUAGUUGAUGUCUUUUGGCCAGAGAUAUCAGAAGCAAUUCAAAAAAUAGAAGUGUUAUAUGAAGAUGAAGUAUUCAGCAGCCGUCGGCUUGCAGCUCUUGUUGCUUCAAAGGUUUAUUAUCAUUUAGGCUCAUUUGAAGAUUCUCUUACCUAUGCUUUAGGAGCUGGGGAGCUAUUUGAUGUAAACCAUUCUUCAGAAUAUGUAGAAACAAUAAUUUCUAAAUGCAUUGAUCAUUAUACGAAACUCAGAGUUCACAAUGCAGAAAGCAGUGAAAGGAAAGUUAUUGAUGCACGCCUAGAAUCCAUUGUUAAUCGCAUGUUUCAACGAUGUUUCCAAGACGGGCAAUACAAACAGGCUGUUGGCAUUGCCUUGGAAACACGCCGUAUGGACAUCUUCGAAUCAGCUAUUAUGCAGUCUGAUGAUGUCGUAGGUAUGUUAUCUUAUAGUUUCAAAGUAACAAUGUCAUUGAUUCAAAAUCGGAUGUACAGAAAUCUCGUUCUACAGACAUUAGUCAGCCUAUAUAGAAAUUUGGAAACACCUGAUUAUGUUAACAUGUGUCAAUGCCUGAUAUUUAUUGAUGAUGCUCAAGCAGUUGCAGAUGUCCUGGAAAAGCUAUGUAAAGGAAAUGAGGAAUCGUCAUUAAUGGCAUUUCAAAUUGCCUUUGAUUUGUAUGAAAGUGCAACUCAACAGUUUUUAGGACGUGUCUUACAAGCAUUAAAAGCCACUGCACCAAUUCCCUCCAACUUGAUAUCGAUACUCUCAAAACCUGAAGAGAAGUCAGAAGGGGAAAAUAUGGAAACAGAUGCGCCUCCUAAAGAGACUCCUCCAGCACAGCCUAAAAUGGAAGAUUUGAAUGAGGAGCAAAAGUGCCAUCAAGAACGAAUUGAAAAACUGGCCACAAUGUUUAUGAACAAUUAAAGUUCAAUUUAUAUCAAGACGAUGCAGUUACAGGCGAGGCAGCAGGUGUUGCUAUGGGUCUAGUUAUGCUUGGUUCAAAGUCUGCUACAGCUAUUGAAGAUAUGGUUGCUUAUGCUCAAGAAACACAACAUGAAAAGAUCCUCAGAGGUCUAGCAUUGGGUAUUUCUUUGACAAUGUACGGUCGAUUGGAAGAAGCUGACACUUUAAUUGAAAGUUUGUGUAGGGAUAAAGAUCCUCUCCUUAGAAGAUCUGGAAUGCACACUGUGGCAAUGGCAUAUUGUGGCACAGGAAAUAAUAAAGCCAUUCGCAGACUUCUUCAUGUUGCUGUAAGUGAUGUCAAUGAUGAUGUGAGAAGAGCUGCAGUUGAAGCACUAGGAUUUAUUUUAUUUAGAACUCCUGAACAGUGUCCGAGCGUAGUGUCUUUGCUUUCAGAGAGUUACAAUCCACAUGUCCGAUAUGGUGCUGCCUUAGCUCUAGGAAUCUCAUGUGCUGGAACCGGAAAUAAGGAAGCUAUAUCGCUGUUAGAACCUAUGACAAAUGAUCCAGUUAAUUAUGUCAGACAAGGUGCUCUAAUAUCCUCAGCUCUGAUUUUAAUUCAACAAACUGAACAAACAUGUCCAAAGAUAAAAGACUUCCGGCAACUGUACAGCAAAGUUAUUAGUGACAAGCAUGAUGAUGUCAUGGCUAAAUUUGGUGCUAUAUUAGCUCAAGGAAUUAUUGAUGCAGGGGGUCGAAAUGUCACCAUUUCCUUGCAGUCAAGGACAGGACACACAAAUAUGGCUGCUGUUGUUGGAAUGUUAGUUUUUGCACAGUUUUGGUACUGGUUUUCCCUCUCACAUUUCUUAUCACUGGCAUUUACGCCUACUGCAAUUAUUGGUCUUAAUUUAGAUCUAAAAAUGCCUAAAAUGGAAUUUCGAUCGAACGCGAAACCUUCCAUGUAUGCCUACCCCCCACCCUUGGAGGAAAAGAAAGAAAAGGAGAGAGAAAAAGUUACUACAGCUGUAUUGUCUAUUACAGCCAAAGCUCGAAAGAAGGAAGUUGAGAAAAAAGAAAGAGAAGAAAAAAUGGAUGUUGAUGAGGAUAAUAAAAAAGAAGAAUCUACUUCAAAAGACGUUAAAGAAAGUACAAGUACAAAAGAAGUUUCAAAAGAUAAAAAAGAAGAUACAAGUAAAGAGGUGGUGGUAGAAGAUAAAAAAGAAGAAAAAAAAGAAGUGGAGGCCUUAUAUGAAACUCUUACUAAUCCUGCUAGAGUCAUGAGACAACAGCUCAAAGUUCUCCAAAAUCCUGAAAGCUCCAGAUAUCAACCAUUAAAAGAAAUUACUAUUGGUGGUAUAAUUAUGAUGAAAGAUAAUAAAAGUGAUGAUCCGGUAGAGUUAGUUGAACCUGUUGCAGCUGGCGGACCCAAGGUAGAAGACGAAGAUGAACCUGAACCACCAGAAGAUUUUGAAUACUUAGAUGAAUAAUGUAUAACUUGUAUAGACUUUAUUUAUCAUAUGAAAUUCAAUUUUUAUAUAAGAAGCUUUCAAAUAAGGAAAUGUCUUUCAUCAAACUGUAAAUGCAUUUCUCGUACACCUUACCACAGAAUUCAAGUUUUUUCUCAUUAUUAUUAAGAUUAAAGAGUUUUUUUCUCUUUUGGCGUGGUUGUUGUCCUUCAAGGAGCUUAUAGCUAGUAUGUUUCUAACAUAAUAAAAUUAUUAACAUCUA
Messenger RNA from Parasteatoda tepidariorum (common house spider), 2850 nucleotides. It is a transcript of the gene Rpn2, whose product is annotated as Regulatory particle non-ATPase 2. Gene Ontology annotation, molecular function: enzyme regulator activity. Gene Ontology annotation, biological process: regulation of protein catabolic process; proteasome-mediated ubiquitin-dependent protein catabolic process. Lineage: Eukaryota; Metazoa; Arthropoda; Arachnida; Araneae; Theridiidae. The record is from RefSeq and is a predicted model, not a curated record. Gene Ontology annotation, cellular component: proteasome regulatory particle, base subcomplex; proteasome storage granule; proteasome complex.